Tinamus guttatus (white-throated tinamou) is the source of this 1272-nucleotide messenger RNA. The record is from RefSeq and is a predicted model, not a curated record. NCBI's taxonomy places the organism in Eukaryota, Metazoa, Chordata, Aves, Tinamiformes, Tinamidae.
CUCCGCGGCCCCUUGGGCUUCCGCUGCCUCUACCUGGACGAGUACCGCGACCGGCUCUUCGUGGGUGCCAAGGACGCGCUCUACUCCCUUCGCCUGGACCGGCCCGGCGCUGACGCCAAGGAGAUCCACUGGCCGCCUGGCCCCGGGCAGACGGAGGAGUGUGUCCGCAAGGGAAAGGACCCCGUGCCCAAGUUCGUGGCAGCCUUCCUGAUCCCGGACAGUGACGACCGCGAUGACGACAAGGUCUACUUCUUCUUCGCGGAGAAGGUGGCAGAGGCGGAGGGCAAGGAGCACACCGUCCUCAGCCGCGUGGCACGGGUCUGCGUGAAUGAUGCUGGGGGACAGAGGGUGCUGGUGAACAAGUGGAGCACCUUCAACAAGGCCCGCCUGGUGUGCUCUGUGCCAGGCCCCGGCGGCAUCGACACCCACUUCGACGAGCUGGAGGACGUCUUCUUGCUGAGGACGAAGGACGAGAAGAACCCUGAGAUCUUCGCCCUCUUCAGCACGGUCAGCGCUGCUCGCCAUCCCGUUCCAGCCACGGGCUCGGCCGGCUGCGUGUACCGCAUGGCCGACAUCCGGGACGUCUUCAACGGGCCCUUCACCCACCGGGACAGCCCCCUGCACCAGUGGGCCGCCUACGAGGGCCGGGUGCCCUACCCGCGGCCUGGCGUGUGCCCCAGCAAGACCACGAGCCAGCCCAGGCACCAGUACAGCACCACCAAGGACUACCCCGACGAUGUGCUGCACUUCGCCCGCACUCACCCGCUCAUGUACAAGCCCGUGUCCCCCCGGCACGGCCGGCCCCUCCUGGUCAAGACCGACCUGCAGCACCACCUGCGCCAGCUUGUUGUGGACCGCGUGGAGGCCGAGGACGGGCACUACGACGUCCUCUUCCUUGGCACAGACGCCGGCUCGGUGCUGAAGGUCGUGGUGCUGCAGAACGCAGCCUCGGCCACCCCGGACGAAGUCAUUCUGGAGGAACUGCAGGUUUUUAAGACGCCCGUGCCCAUCACGCAGAUGGAGAUCUCCGUCAAGCGCCAAACGCUCUACGUGGGCGCCAGCCCGGGGGUGGCCCAGGUGCGGCUGCACCGCUGCGAGGGCUACGGCACGGCCUGCGCCGAGUGCUGCCUGGCCCGGGACCCCUACUGCGCCUGGGACGGCACCGGCCUCGCUCUGGGGCCUCAGAUCAGAGCCAUGCAAAUCUCAGCUCGCAGUUUGCGAUACGGUUCGUGUCAUCUCAUACCAUGGUUUGCUGUGAUCAAUAGACUGUAA